CAAAGCAAUACCGAAGGUUGUAGAAAUUUGAUAACCAAAACUAUGAUGGCUGCCAAUGCUAAAUACACAAAUGUCCAGUUUACCAACUCUUCUGACCAAAUACUAAAGCAAAACGCCGUCACCAUUUGGGAUGGGCCUCUGGGGUCUGUUGUUCCAUUGGUAAUUGGCCUUGGGUCACCCGUGGAGUUUAAUCAGGUAGGUUCACUUGUAGGUUUUGAGUGCAAAUUCGGAGAGACCUACUGUACGUUGAUUGUUGCCUGGAGCAACAAUGGAGUCUCCAACAAGGUGUAUGCUCAGAUCCUUCCAGCCGGACCCGGUACUCAUACUGUUGAAUGGGCUCAAAUCAGAGCAAAGCUUGAAAAGUCCGGCAGCAUAUGCGACACUGGUAACCAAUUUGGAUACAAGUGUACUCUUGAAAUUGAUCCAAAGAGCGUUACGCCAACGAUGAAGGGAACAUUUACGACGGUAAAAUAAAGAAGGACAGACAAGAGAUGAAUGGUGAGGCUGUCAAAAAUAAGUAAUGUGCGUGCUGGGUGCGGUACUGCUACUAUUACACUAAAUAAAUUUGACAGCCAGCAGACCACCAGUACUGCUAUCAGUGUCUUCAUUAGUAAUUAUGUAAGCGCUUAGCCUUAGUGUGUGUUUCUUAUAUGUAAAAUAGUUCAGAGUACAUCUACCUCUGAAUCAAUUGAAAAGCCCUUCAAGCCAUGUCUAUAUAUGGCUAUAUGUAAUUUUCCAUCCUAAUAUGGAAAAGCUAAAAGGCUUUUAAUUA
Theobroma umbraticum is the source of this 772-nucleotide messenger RNA. RefSeq lists its product as uncharacterized. NCBI's taxonomy places the organism in Eukaryota, Viridiplantae, Streptophyta, Magnoliopsida, Malvales, Malvaceae. The record is from RefSeq and is a predicted model, not a curated record.